Molecule: messenger RNA, 1725 nt
Organism: Metarhizium brunneum ARSEF 3297
Lineage: Eukaryota; Fungi; Ascomycota; Sordariomycetes; Hypocreales; Clavicipitaceae
Biological process (GO): transcription initiation at RNA polymerase I promoter; nucleolar large rRNA transcription by RNA polymerase I
Cellular component (GO): RNA polymerase I upstream activating factor complex
Molecular function (GO): RNA polymerase I general transcription initiation factor activity; rDNA binding
Source: RefSeq, a predicted model, not a curated record
AUGGACCCUGACGAAGACGUCGAAGAGUACUCCGUCGACGAGGAAAAUUUUGCUAGCUAUGAAUCAGAAGCUGCAAACGCACAUCUGAGAGGAAUCGCCAGCAGCUACUCGGCGGUGAACCACAGUGACAGCGACAGCUCUUAUGCCUUAAGCGAAGCCAACCAUGUUGUAUCCGAAGAUGACGACCACCUGGCUAGCAGAUCACUAUUGAAACGUUCAGCUGAACAAGCCUUCAACAACCUUCCAUUUAAAAGGCAAAAAGGUGUCUUGAAUCCCGAAUACCUGGAUCUUCUUAAUCGCGAGAUUGAUGACGCUGCACAUCAGGUCUGUUUGGAGGACAUACCAGAAGGCAAGUCCGACCUGAGAGUCGACCUGCCUGGCUCUCAGGUCGGACUUACCUUCUGGUCCACAGUUGAAAAAGCGCAUUUUUUUGAGUCUGUAUCACGACUGGGCAAAUACGAUUUGCCCGGUAUCGCAACCAGAAUAGGUAGCAAAAGCGAAAUUGAAGUCAAGCAGUACGUCGAGCUGCUGCAAACAGCCAACGAUAGCAGACAGAGUUGUUUGAGACGCCGAUCCUGCUUGGAGCCAGCAGAGUAUCCAGCAGCUGUUGAGAUCAGCCAACAGUGUUGCCAUUUUCAAGAAGAGGCUGCCGAUACUGUUUCAGUCCUCCAAGAGCGCAGAGAGGAACAACGAGAGAAGCUGAAAUGGGGACAGAAGUGGGAUGUUACUCCUUCUCUAGCCAGGAGAUUAGGCCACCGUGGCGAGGAGAGCGAUGAUACGUCUGACAUGACGUUGAAAUUCUCCGAGCUGUUUCAUCUGUCUAACUGGCUACAAUUGUCGGAGCGCGUGUUUAUGAAUUCAUCGGUUCCUGGCAACAACUGGAACUACAUCGACCAUCAAAGACCAUCAAUGUGGGCCACCGCGUUCGACGACUUUUACUCAAUUGCUGUUUCUGUCACCAGACGGCUCGUUCAGACAACCUUGUUUAUUAGCAUGUCGAGAAUCAGGGCGAAGAAGGAGCUUGUUCCUACCACUCGGGAUAUUGUCCGGAGAAAGGAUGUUGAAGCCGCAGUUGCCUCACUCGCCAUGCCACAUGAUUCGAAAUCGAGGUGGAUCAAAAGCGCGAGAAGGUUGCGAUUGGACGUUUUUAACGAACCGCCAGAUAAAGAUGACGAGGAAGCCGAAGAGGAGCCCAUGACGUAUGAAGAAGUUGAGACUAUACUCUCUGGGAAUAAUGAUGGCAUUGAAAUUCAAGCUCCAAAGGAUGUGAUUCUCACAGAUGAAGCUUCGCUUGAUGGGGAUCUGAAAGAGAGCGAUGAAAGUCGUGACAACGACACAGGCAUUGAUUCGGAAACAGAAGAUGACGAUGAUGAAAAACACGAGAUUACGCGGGAAGCUAAUGAGAUCCUGCUUUACUCGACCCCAGAGCUAAAGGAUAUUCAAGCCGCAAAGCAAGCGCUCAAACUGCGCAUCACCACGGAGAGGCAACAGGAAGCGCAGGCCGAGAUGCACGACGAGUAUGCCAGCUAUCAAGCAGAGAUCGAGAUGUGGGAUAUCUUGAAGAGGAAGCCGCUAAUGGAACUACCUAAAGUGGAGGAUCCCGGUCCCGUGCAUAGAUCGAUUUUGAGUGUGGAUAAUGUCUAUCCUCUUGGACGAGACUGGGCUUCAAAGCUGGAAUAUUAUGGGGAAUGGGAGACGUUGGAUACUGCAAGGCAUGAUGAAUAA